GCUCAGGCAAGACCACACAGUAAGUUGGUGCCCCCAAGACAAAUAUUCUCCCUUGUCAUUUUGAACACUCGCUUAUAGACUCUUUUUGUCACUGAUAGAAUACCCCAGUUCGUCGCCUACUCAGACCUUCCGCAUACCAAGAACAAGAUGGUGGCAUGCACUCAGCCUCGCAGAGUCGCUGCCAUGUCUGUGGCUAAGCGUGUAGCGGACGAGAUGGAUGUCCAACUCGGUCGACAGGUCGGUUACUCGAUACGUUUCGAAGAUAUGACCGAACCCGGCACUACCUUCCUCAAAUAUAUGACUGACGGAAUGCUGCUCCGCGAAGCCAUGAAUGACCCUGACCUCUCCCGCUACUCAACCAUCAUCCUCGACGAAGCCCACGAACGUACCCUCGCUACCGACAUCCUCAUGGGCAUCCUUAAAACCCUUGCACACCGCCGUCCAGACCUCAAGCUCAUCAUCAUGUCCGCCACUCUGGACGCGCUCAAAUUCCAGAAGUACUUCGCUGUCUCUGGCGACGCCCCUGCUCCGCUCUUUAAAGUUCCCGGUCGUACCCAUCCCGUCGAGGUGUUCUACACCCAGGAGCCGGAGCCGGACUAUGUCGAGGCCGCCAUCCGCACUGUGCUUAUGAUCCAUCGCGCCGAGGAUCCAGGAGAUAUCCUAUUGUUCCUGACGGGUGAGGAGGAGAUAGAAGAUGCAUGCCGCAAGAUCAAGCUCGAGGCGGAUGACCUUGUCAACUCUGACCCCGAGUCUGUAGGCCCCAUCGCGUGCAUCCCUCUGUACUCGUCACUACCGCCGCAACAGCAGCAACGCAUCUUCGACCCGCCGCCGAAAGCAGGCAGUCCGGAUGGGCCCCCAGGACGCAAGGUUGUAAUUAGCACGAACAUCGCAGAGACGUCGCUGACGAUCGAUGGGAUCGUGUACGUUGUCGACCCAGGGUUUUCCAAGCAGAAAGUGUACAACCCGCGUAUCCGUGUGGAGAGCUUACUCGUCAGCCCGAUCUCCAAGGCGUCGGCACAGCAGCGUGCGGGCCGGGCUGGACGAACGAGACCGGGUAAAUGCUUUAGGUUGUAUACGGAGAAGGACUUUAUGUCGGAGCUCGAGGAACAGACACACCCAGAAAUCCUGAGGAGUAAUUUGGCGAAUACGGUGCUGGAGCUUGUCAAAGCAGGUAUUAAGGAUUUAGUCAAGUUUGAUUAUGUGGAUGCGCCGGCACCAGAGACGUUGAUGAGGGCGCUUGAGCUGUUGAAUUACCUCGCGGCCUUGGAUGAUGAUGGCAACCUCACGGCAUUGGGGAAUUUGAUGGCUGAAUUCCCUCUAGAUCCACAGCUCUCGAAGAUGCUGAUCGUCAGCCCAGAGUUCAAGUGUAGCAACGAGAUCUUGACGAUUACUGCGAUGUUAUCAGUCCCGAAUGUAUGGCUACGCCCGAAUAACCAGCGAAAAGAAGCGGAUGCUGCAAAGGCACUGCUUACCGUUCCUGAUGGCGAUCACCUAACGCUUCUUAACGUGUACAACAACUACACCCAAAACAAAUAUGAGAAAAACUGGACCUGGAACAACUACCUCUCCGCUCGGGCGCUCAUGCAAGCAGACAAUGUACGCGAGCAGCUGAAACGGACGAUGGAACGGUCUGAGGUAUUGUGCUGUGGGUUUUUCAUGCAGGUUGCGCACAAGGAGGGAGAAAAGGGGAACUAUAUGACCUUGAAGGAUAAUCAGGCCGUGGAGCUGCAUCCAUCAUGCGGGCUGGACACGAAGCCGGAAUGGGUGAUCUUCAAUGAGUUUGUACUCACGACGAGACCUUAUAUACGGGUUGUCACGGAUGUGCGACCCGAUUGGCUCCUCGAGUACGCGCCCUUGUACUUUGAUUUGAACAAUUGGCCAGACAGUGAGACAAAGCGUGCGUUGCUGAAGGCUGGGAACAAGCAGGGGAAGUUCGGGGCACGGUUUGGGCAGGCGGAGGCAUCAAAAGAGGGAGAGAAUUCGGCGAAGAGGAGGAAGAAGAACAAAUAGUACCAGUAGGGGUAGGAUAGGUACUACGGGGUUCACUUUCGCUUACUAUGCGUACUCUAUAUUAUUUUCUUACGAUCUAGAAUGUAUGUGUUACCUCUGAAGCUUGACAGGCUAUAAUCUUUGGGUGUCUCCGCAGUUGAGCAUCACAAAGUAUUUGGGUAUGUUCACUGCAAUCGGCUAUCAUAGCGUGUAUUCUGCUCGCCAGUACUUAACUCCGUAGAUUUUCACCUUCUACUUGGCAGCCAAGGAGAUUAAUGUAAUUCUAUCGUGUCUGGAAUAAAC
Molecule: messenger RNA, 2292 nt
Organism: Suillus clintonianus
Lineage: Eukaryota; Fungi; Basidiomycota; Agaricomycetes; Boletales; Suillaceae
Product: P-loop containing nucleoside triphosphate hydrolase protein
Exons: 9
Coding region: 148-2010 (620 amino acids)
Cellular component (GO): intracellular anatomical structure; spliceosomal complex
Molecular function (GO): RNA binding
Source: RefSeq, a predicted model, not a curated record